Molecule: messenger RNA, 741 nt
Organism: Halteromyces radiatus
Lineage: Eukaryota; Fungi; Mucoromycota; Mucoromycetes; Mucorales; Cunninghamellaceae
Exons: 1
Coding region: 20-526 (168 amino acids)
Source: RefSeq, a predicted model, not a curated record
AAAAAAAAAAAAAAAAAAAAUGAAUAUUGUACGGUUAAUGCAGAACCACGCCAUUCAUCAACAAAUCCUAUCACAUCCGCUCACGGAGGAGGAACAGCUGGAAAUGGAGUUCAUACGAGUAUUUCCUCAAUUCUUAGAAGCGUAUAACAAGAAUCAGGAUCACAAGCAAGAACUGGAAAUGAUUCUCUACCACCAAAUCAUGCCUAUACUAUUGGAUAUGGUACACUUCAGAUUUGACAAGCCUAAAACUAAGCCACAAGCUCUCAGAUAUAUUGAAAUGAGAAACAAGCAUAUCAAGAAGGUCAUAAAGGACAUGGGAGGUACGAUUGAAACAAACAGACUGGUAUUACGCAAGGUAAAAAAAAAUGACCCCUGGACGCAAUAUGUAUCGUUGUUUGAAAAUUAUCAAACAAAUUUAUUUUUUUAUUUAUUUUUUUUUAGUAUAUAUAUAACCCCCCUCUUUCCUCAUUUCUUUUGGAAUCGUCAAAAAUUUUUAUAUUUUUUCAAUAAAAGGUUUUUUUUUUAACCAAAAUCAUAUUGGCCACUCUUUAGGAAUAAAUCAUCCUAAGUUUUAUCGUUAUUUUAUUAUUAUCAAGCAAUCAUCAAGCAUUAUAUUCAAGUUAUUUAUUUGAUCAUCAUCAUCUGUGAUCAAAUCAUCAAGAAAUCUAUUACCUUUUUUUGGAUUACAUUUAUUUUUUUUAUUUUACUUUUGUUCUUUUUAUAUAAAAGAACUGGUGCUCA